UCAAGACAAAAGUAUUCCUGAGAAUCAUGCACAAAAGCACACUUGAUAGUUUCCACUUAGAGAAUAGUUCUUGAAAAGUUUGAACCAUAAAGCAACAACCUAUAUCAAUUACAACUAAGGAAUUCUUUUACUUCUGAAAAUACCACCAACUCCUACGCAAUGGAGCGCGUUCUCGAUUGGAUGAAACGGGUGUUCGAGGCCGUCUACCUCAGCGGCGCAGGCAUAGACUUGGGUGCCGGCAUAUUCGUGGCUUACUCACAUCUCAUGUUAUGAAAGGAUGACCACUCUUUUUAUGCCACAGAAAUAGAAAAGGAUGGCUAUUACGACGUGCUAGGUAAAUGAGUGAAUGAAUGAACGACCUGUUUUAUUAGAAAGCAUGGCUAUGACAACUUGUUUGAUGUCAGUUUGACUUGCGCAUCCUACUCCACCGUCCUAUCUCACAUAGCCCACAUAUCUCCUCUCCUUUCUACUACGGAAACAUUCUAUCCUAAAAAAGCCACUCCUUAAUUUUUUCCCUCUCUUCUAAGGCCUUCAUACUUUUUCUUAAUCCAAUACUUCCAUUUCCUAUCUCACAUAGCCAAUAGAUUUUUCCUCUCCUCUAAGCCCUAUCGCAACGACUCUGACCGCAGCGGCCUUGCCAGUAUUUUGGUACCUGUUCCGGAAAGAAAUUUUGACACUAUUCGAAAAGGAUGAGGCAAUCCUCAGUAGCAUGGCUAAGCAAACUGCGGAAGAGGAUGAAGGUACAUGACACAUGACAGAUAUGUGUUGAGUUACGACCCAAAACCAGGUGUAUAUUGCUGUGUUGAAAUGAAGAUGAUAUCCUAGUUCUGAGACCACAUACAAAAGUAGUUUUGCAUCUUCCUGUUGCGGAGAAAUUGGCUUGAUUUGAAAACCUCCAUCUCUCUCUCCCACAGCCGACGAAAAAGCAGAGUUCAAGAAACUACUGGUGGAGUACGAAAAGUCAAUGAAAGCAAAGGCUUCAACGACGGCGAUGAAAAAGAUGAAGGGAAAGGUAAUAAUCUUUGAUAGACAAUUUUACUUCUUUUCUGAUAUCUCCACUAUUCGUUGUUUGCAACAUUCAAUCCACAAUUACACUGCAGUCGCCUGCUCGCUCCAAGUCUGCGGCGAAGGCACCGGCGAUGAAGGUGAUGAAAAAGAAGUAAGGUGCUACGACGAACAUCUAAUGAUGAGAAGUGGUGAAAUCUAGUGAUUCUUUUACUUAGAGUGACCAUAGUAGUUAAGUACUUGGAACCCCGUUGUUCUUCUCGUAUCUAAGAAUUUUCAAUCUGGUGUCUGAAAAAAACCCACAAAGUUAGAAAUUUCAAUUUGGUGUCUGACAAAUCAUCCACUUCUACCUAGCUUACAACCACGAAUCAAAACUAACAAAUACGUUUCUCUUAGCCAUCAAAGGAUCUGUUUCUAACCACAUGAGUCUGUUUCUCGAUUCCAUGUCUUUUUAACUAGUUUCUUGUACGGUGACACUACUACAAUGGCUCAGCUACCUUUGGUGGGUGAAAGAAUUAUGCUUUUGUUUGAGAACGAAAGUAAUACGACGAGUGAUUCUUGAGUAGAAAUUGAUGUCUGUCGUGUUCUAAGAACCAAGAGGCUCAAAGAAU
Molecule: messenger RNA, 1616 nt
Organism: Amoebophrya sp. A25
Lineage: Eukaryota; Dinophyceae; Syndiniales; Amoebophryaceae
Source: the annotation of a GenBank genome assembly